AUGGAGUUUCUGCUGGCCCUGGCCGCGACCGGGCGCUCACACCUGGAGGACCUGUCAGUCAGCUUGGAGAAUUGGGAACUGGAAAACAUGAACCAGCAGCAGGCUCUGCUCAAGGCGCUGCCCCGCCUGCCGGCGCUCAAGCUCCUGGAGGUGCGAGGCGUGGCCAACGACGAUCUCCUGCUCGGCAUCACGCCCGGCAACGCGCCGGCCCUGCGCACCCUCGAGGUGCUCAGAAUAAUAGGCGUCAGGUGUGCGCAGGCCGCACUGCAUCAGGAUGCGGUGCAGAAACUCCUGUCAUUGAACCCCGAGCUGAAGUUUUCCACGUAUGUGCAAAGCUAUUGCUACACAGUGCUGGGCAGCGAGUUCUGCUCCGGGUACAGCGACGCCCUGGGCCGCUGGAACGCCGGCUUCUACUGCCCGCCGCGCGAGGACGCCAGCGACGCCCUGUUCUGCUGCGGCGGCGCCACCUACAAGUACUGCUGCACGCAGCGGGAGCACGCCACCGGCGAGGACCUCGGCAACUUGCCGCUGAUCCUCGGCGCCGCCCUGGGCGCCACGGCCGCCCUCGCCAUCAUCAUCCUGGUGUCGUGCUGCUGCUGCUCGUGUUGCGCGCUCUACAAGUCCAGGAACUCGCCCAAGCAGGCCAACAAUGGCCCCGUGUACCGCAUGCAGACCUCGUCCACGGCGAGCGGCGUCGCCAACAUGUACUCGUUCUCCAACCAGAACAGCCUGGCCACCACCCCCAUCGACACGGCCGCCUCGCAGAUCAUGGUGGAGCUGGAGCCCGGCACCGGCUCUCGCACGGGCACCAUGGGCCGCGGCAACACCUUCAGCGCGAGCGGCGCGCGCACCCUGCAGCGCAACGGCAGCCACGACCCGCCGCCGCCGUACGACGCGGGCAAGUCGCACCACACGCUGCCGCACCAGAGGCACCACCACAACCCGCACCACCCGCACCACCAGCAGGCUCAGCAGGCGCAGCAGCAGCAGUACCACCCCGGCGACAGCCCUCCGCAGUCGCGCCAGCACUUCACCCUGCCGCGCUCGCACGGCGGCAGCGCGCAGGCGGCGGCCCAGCAGGCGGCCCAGCAGGCGGCUCAGCAGGCGGCGGCGCAGGGCGCCCGCAGCCCCAUCAGCACGUUCCCGCAAGGAGGCCAGGGCAGCACCUUCGGCCCGCACCCCACGGCCACUCUGUCCCGGGUGCCGCGGGCCGCCCCCGCCCACCACGCCGUCCCCGUGCCCGUUGUGAGGCCGCCGCCCGGACCGCUGCCCCCGGGCCCCCUGCCCCCCGGGGGCCCCACCAGCCCCACGCAGCUGCGCAGCCCCGUGGACUCGCCGCACCGCGGAUUCCAAACGCACACUCUGAGGCACCCGCCGCCUAAUACGGUGCCCAUCAACUCCGGGGGCUACGGCAUGACUCACAGCACGAGCAGCACGUUCCAGCCGUGCCCGCCGCCAUCGCAGCAGCAGAUGCAGCAGAUGCACCAGCAGCAGAUUCACCAGCAGCAGAUGCAGUACCACCAGCAGCAGCUAGCCCAGGGCCUGCCUCCGCCACCAAACAUUCCUGCGCCGGUCCCUAUGGGGCCCCCCGGGCAGCUGAUGGGACCCCCAGGCCAGCAGAUGGGGCCUCCAGGCCAACCAAUGGGGCCCCCAGGCCCAGGCCAGCAGAUGGGACCACCCGGCCAGCCAAUGGGGCCCCCAGGCCAACCGAUGGGCCCUCCCGGCCCGCAGAUGGGCCCUCCUGGCCCGCAGAUGGGACUAGCGCCCCCAGGAGGAGGUCCUCCGAAGGGUGGGCCGAUGGGCGUGCCGGGUGGCCCCACCAUGGCGACCACCAACGGCGGCGCCGUGCCCGUGAACCCCAGCGAGUUAUCACCCAGCGACACGCUCUAUCGCUCAACCAAGUUUUGAGACCGUUGUCGCACGCCACGCCCCGCCGCACCCCGCCCCACCGCGCCCCGCCCCGCCUCGUCAGUCCCAAAGGGUGGGGUGGAGAUAACGGGCUGGGCGGGGCGGCCGAGCUGCUCACUGCUCACCCUCGUGUCGUAAGGCGUCGGCAGACAAUAGGCGGCUAACGCACUAUACACCGCGAGAGCUGCGGACACCAUAACUCUGAAACACAGCCUACAUUUCCCAGAAAAAGAAAGCAAGUAGUUCCGCAUUCAUAUCGGCCUAAUUCCCAAAAUCUUAUUGAUUGCGGGAAAAAUGAUAUAAUGUGUGAAGUUGUUUAUAUUGUAUAUAAUUGAUGUAAAGGUAUUCGGAGAAUGGGAAAUCCGUCUGAUUCUUUUAGUCUCUUCGUCAUAUUUUAUGUGUACGGUAUUCGUUGUAGUUGAUUUACUGUUUAAGAAUUUCUUUAGCGAUACUUCGGCCUCAGCCUUAGUUGAGCAAGUGACACACCGCCUGAUUAACCAUUACAAGUAGCCGAUCCUGGUUCCAGAGUCGCUCGAACAUAUCGUUCGUCGCUCAGGCCUGAUCUUUAGAGUAAACUUAAUUAAAUUCAAUAAAUUGGUGAUAUUGAUGCUAAGUCGACUUAAAUUUAAUUAUGAGUAAGUUUUUAAUAUAUUGUCAAUUUUUUACCCUCUUGUUCUCAAAAGUCUGAUGCACAAAUCUCUUUUGAUUCAUGUAAUUUCUUCUUGAAAUAGUUAUUUGUAGACAAAACUACAACCAAAAUUUAGAGGCUCAGUGGUUUGACGAAUAAGAAAUUUUACAGACUGCUGAUCAAAUUGUAAGAUUGUUCAGUCGCCAAAGUUAUCAAUUUUCCCGUUCCUCAUCUCUUAGCUCAAUUUUCGGUGUGGAAAGUCUUAUGACUUAAGGCACACAGUGCACAAGGAGACUGAUUUUAUUUCCUCACUACUACUACUAUCAAAAAUCUAAUUUCGAAUUUUUUGUUCGGUGCUUAAUUAUUCAUGUCUAUGUGAAGGGUUUUUGGUCGAGUUCACACAGUACCGAUCAGAGGAAGCGCUCAAUAAGAAUUGUAAAUUAAGUAGGAUUUUCAACGGUCUCGAUUUUGAUUGAUCGACCAGCAUGUAUGUCGGGUUGUGUGAAAUGUAGCUUGAGUUAACACGUUGAAUGUGGUUCGCCCCAUGCCCAUGCCCCUCCCAUUCAUUGUGGCUGUGCUGUUAUUUCAGCCCAACGUCCGUCUAGACCAGUUUGCUCGCUUUCUCCCAAUCGCAGCCAACACGAAGAUUUCGAACGACCUCGACUUCUGUUGCAUUCCCGAGUGCAGAGAAGGCAAGGGCCAGGGCCUUGCCUUUCGCCCUUGCUUCACCCCACUUGCUUGACUUGCUUGGGUGUCGCGCUCAAUUGUCUCGGAUCAAGUCGUGUUCUCCGUCUUUUGUCACCGCUGCAUUUAACGUGUUACUAUUUCCAUGUUUUUGUCAUACUGUUUUUGGCGAGAAUAUGUUUAAGUCUAAUUUGUUAUUAACGUAAAAACUCAUGUUUAAUCACGAGUGAGGUACUUAGCUUUAUUUUUCGUUUUGAUCGAGCAGUGCUCGCUUGCCGGCUAGGUAACCAAAGAAAAGUAGUCGAAUGAGCCCGAAUCAAACAUGCGUCUGUGAGGUUCGGGCGUCGGUUGAGAUACCAAUAGUUUUUUGAGCUCUUUAGAUAAAUUGUGUAUUCGUAGAUUAAGGACGAAUGGGCGACUUGGCAGCCGCCAGAUGUUGUCAUUUUCUUAGUUACAUGAAAAGAUCGAAUUAUACUUAAGCAGAGGUGAAAUAAUGGGGACCAAAGACGUGUACCUUUGGUAUUGUGCUCUCAUCAGCCCUACAGAAGGACGAUGACUGCAAAAAAACAUCAACAAAAGCUGCACAGAAAAGCAGGGCUAUCGCGGUCCACUGCUGCCGGCCCACCCGAUGGACCUCAGCCCCCACCCCAGCCGGCUAGCUCGGGUUGGUUUGGUCUGCGGCCGAGGUUCGGCCUCCUUCGUACCCUCCCCCUUUUGUCUCGUUGACAGCAAAGGCGGACUGUGGAGGAUUAGCCCUGCCGGGGGAUUUGCCUACUCACUGAGGCAAAAUGCCUAAAAACUGCCCGUGCGGCCUCACAGUUCCUGGCCAGUCCGGCCCUUGUCGACGGGGUAGAGGGAGGAGGAGAGGUGGCGGGACAAGUGGGUCGGACUCUGACUGGCUCGACUAAGGGAUCUCCCAGAAAGCACGUCCUUCAUUCGCCGUUACCCGCCUGCAAAGUUCAGACUCGGCAAGCUCUCACGGCGCCUGAUAGGUAGGCAACAUCUUGCCUGCAGUGCAUGCGUGAACUGCGGGGUGGCCUACCCGGAGUCUCGCAGGCGUCUAGCUCCCGUAAUUUGCCUUACAAUAACAGACGUACUUUCUGGACGAUCCGUUACCGAAGCUAGCUGCUAUGAGAAGCUCGCAGUGAACCGUCAUAGCCCUGGGGAAGAAAGCAAGUUUCCGUGCACUGUUUCUUAAAGAUUGAAGAGGCGUCUUAAAAUCGUUAGAGGGUUCAACAUCACUGCUCUCUAGUCACCUUGUUGCCUUCCCUAGUCAUUAUUUGUAAUGUGUAAGAUAAACUGUAAAUAAAUCGUAUAUUUACGGAAUCUUUCUAAUGAGAGCUUGAGAAAUGAUUUUGCUCCGCUGGUCGGUGAUAGUCCUUAGAACGGACAAAAAGUUCAGUUGACAUUACAUGACGUAUAGAGAUGUGACUGUUACGGACUGUGACCCAAAGAUAUUAAAACAUUCAGCAUUUCAAUGUUUUCAAGUUUACCAUUCUGGUCUCUGUUCCUUUAUAUCAGAAGCGUUCUUAGCCAUGUAGACUCUACUCUAUUGUGUGCUUAAACAAUUAUAACAAUCUCAUCUUCGGAUCUUGUACUGUGUAGUCUAAGGGUGUACUGAUUUUUUCAAUGGAUUUAAUUGUACUUUUCGCAUUAUUUAUUUAUGAUUGAUUAAGUCAGCUCCAAUUCUUUUAAUGUAGGGAUGUGUAUGAUGAAUAUCAAGUAUUAAAUUAAUCUGAGUAGCCAAA
Frankliniella occidentalis (western flower thrips) is the source of this 4968-nucleotide messenger RNA. Its product is annotated as basic salivary proline-rich protein 1-like. NCBI's taxonomy places the organism in Eukaryota, Metazoa, Arthropoda, Insecta, Thysanoptera, Thripidae. The coding region runs from base 1 to 1908 and encodes 635 amino acids. The transcript is spliced from 7 exons. The record is from RefSeq and is a predicted model, not a curated record.